CUCUUUACGCACAAAUCCACACAAACACACUGAGGGUGACUUGUAUAGAGAGAGAGAGAGAGAGAGAGGGAGAGAGGGAGAGAGAGAGGAGCUCAGGAACAGAAAGGUACUCAGCAGACAGCAGUGGACGACAGAAAGUGAGGACGGUGGCUGCUGAGCAUCUCCUGCACGGAUCUUAAAAAGUCUGCAACUCCAGAAACUCCUUCCAGAGAUUCAAACUUCCAGACAAGGUGGUUUUUUUUUUAUUUUCCUUUUUUUUAAGUAUCUCUUUUUCAUCUCUUUUUGAGUUGACUGAGGAGAACCUGAAGACUUUUCGUUCAUUUUUUCCCCUCCAGUCUUUCCAUCCCAUCGGGAAGUUUUGAAAGAAAAGAAAAGAAAAAAGUCAAGUCCUUGUUAAAUCCGAGGCUCGGCUUCACUUUUUCCACGUGUCCCCGGCUCUGACACCAACGUGUCACCUUCUGAUUUUUUUUCUUUUGCUCACAUUCAACAAGUUUCUCAACUUUUUUUUUUUUUUUUUGUUCAACUUCAUUCAAAGUCAGCUGCCCCCAUAACAGAGACUAAACAUGAGAUCCCACAGCGCGGCCACGCGUGUUUCGUGUCCUGAGUGUUUAAGUCAUUAAAGCAAAGUGAGUUUUGAUGGUCUUUGGAGUCCGGCUCACCUGUAGCAUCUCCUGCGCGCACAUCCACGCUUUGAGAGCGUUUCCAGAGAGAUCCAAAGAGGGAAAACACCUCUGAGCGCUCUUCAUUCAUUCCUGGAUCACAGCUGCCUCCAGAGCGCUGUGCGUAAAGCAGCGCUGCGCCUUUUUACGCAUUCAAACAAACCGUGUAACCACCCCGGGGAUCCGCGUCCAGCCGUUUUCCUGUCAGAAAUAAUCAACCUCACGCACUUUUUGAAAGUCGCCCAGAGCUCCGGUGAGGCCGCCGCGCGCUCCAUCACCAUGCUGUUCGACAGCUUCGACCUGGUGUCGGCUCUGGCCACGCUGGCCGCGUGCCUGGUGUCCAUGGCGCUGCUGCUCGCGGUGUCCCAGCAGCUGUGGCAGCUCCGGUGGACGGCCACCCGGGAUAAGAACUGCAAGCUGCCCAUGCCCAAGGGAUCCAUGGGCUUCCCCUUCAUCGGCGAGACGUGCCACUGGCUGCUGCAGGGUUCGGGCUUCCACGCGUCGCGGCGGCAGAAGUACGGCAACGUGUUCAAGACCCACCUGCUGGGCCGCCCGCUGAUCCGGGUGACGGGCGCCGAGAACGUGCGCAAGGUGCUGAUGGGCGAGCACACGCUGGUGACGGUGGACUGGCCCCAGAGCACGGCCACGCUGCUGGGGCCCAACUCGCUGGCCAACAGCAUCGGAGACAUCCACCGCAAGCGGAGGAAGGUGUUUGCCAAAGUGUUCAGCCAUGAGGCCUUGGAGUCGUACCUCCCCAAGAUCCAGCAGGUGAUCCAGGAGAGCCUCCGAGUGUGGAGCUCCAACCCUGAGCCCAUCAACGUCUACAGGGAGAGCCAGAGGCUGUCCUUCACCAUGGCGGUGAGGGUGCUGCUGGGCUUCAGGGUGUCGGAGGAGGAGAUGAAGCAUCUCUUCUCCACCUUCCAGGACUUCGUGAACAACCUGUUCAGCCUGCCCAUAGACCUGCCCUUCAGCGGCUACAGGAAGGGUAUCCGUGCACGGGACACCCUCCAGAAGAGCAUCGAGAAAGCCAUCAGGGAGAAGCCUCUGUGCUCUCAGGGGAAAGAUUACAGCGACGCACUGGACGUCCUGAUGGAGAGCGCCAAGGAAAACGGCACUGAGCUCACCAUGCAGGAACUCAAGGAAUCGACCAUUGAGCUCAUCUUUGCAGCCUUUGCGACCACUGCCAGCGCCAGCACCUCCCUCAUCAUGCAGCUGCUCCGCCACCCGACCGUCCUGGAGCGGCUGAGGGAGGAGCUGAGGGCCCGGGGCCUCCUCCACAACGGCUGCCUCUGCCCCGAGGGGGAGCUCCGGCUGGACACCAUCGUCAGCCUCAAGUACUUGGACUGCGUCAUCAAGGAGGUGCUGAGGCUCUUCACGCCCGUCUCGGGGGCCUACCGCACGGCCAUGCAGACCUUCGAACUGGACGGCGUCCAGAUUCCCAAAGGCUGGAGCGUGAUGUACAGCAUCCGGGACACCCACGACACCGCCGCCGUCUUCAAGGACGUGGAGACCUUCGACCCGGACCGCUUCAGCCAGGAGCGAGGCGAGGACAAAGAGGGACGCUUCCACUACCUGCCCUUCGGGGGCGGGGUCAGGUCCUGCCUGGGGAAGCAGCUGGCCACGCUCUUCCUCCGCCUGCUGGCCAUCGAGCUGGCCAGCACCAGCCGCUUCGAGCUGGCCACCCGGCAGUUCCCGCGCGUCGUCACGGUGCCCGUCGUCCACCCGGUCGACGGGUUGAAGGUCAAGUUCUACGGCCUGGACUCCAACCAGAACGAGAUCAUGGCCAAGUCAGAAGAGCUGCUGGGAGCGACGGUCUGAAGGGCGGAGGCUCUGGCGAUCAGGGCGGGGGUGAGGGUGGGUGGACGAAGAAGUCUUUAGGGAGAAGAUCGAAGGAAACCAAGAAGGAAUUUCAGAACUGUUUUUUUCGUCUCAGCCUUUGUUCUGCCGAGUUGGAGGUUCCUUUUCAGACUCAGAGAAAAGCAGGAGUCGUCGUCUUCGUGCCGACGGCCGUGACUUUACUUUAAAGAAGAAAGAAGCUGCCAAAAAAAGUUCUUGAUUAUGCUCUAUUCUGUGUAUUUUUCAAAGAAAUAUACAAACAAAACUUAUGUACAAAAAAAAAUACAGUAUAAUAUAAUUUGAAAGAGAAUGAGGGUCGUGCACAAAGGGAGAAGAAGAAGGACGGUGGUACUUUAGGUGAAACAAAGUGUUGAAAGGAGAAAGGUGGAGGUGGUUGGAGGAGGAGGCGAAGGAGGAGGGAUGUAACAGGGUAUAGGAUGAGAGAUUAUGAUAUUCCAGCCUUUUGCUUGUGCUAAUCAAAGUCAUUGAACCAUUUUACUUCUUCAGCAGGGUAAACAGAUGAGACACAUGAAGUGAGAAUUUUAAAUUAACUCAUUAUUUCGGCAGGUUUUCCGAGCUUCAGUUCUUGAUUGUGCAAGAGAGACUUUUAUUUUUUCAACAUUUUCCAUUAAAAUAAAAUAAAGUCCUUUAAAAGUUUGAAUAAUUCUACCACCAUAUUCCGAUCAAUGAUCAAUAGAAUGAGGCCUAAAGUCCAGAAAUGAGAGACAUGUUUCCUAUCGAAUACUUAAAGAGUGUAAUGAGGCAACUUGUUGUCUGCCAGCUGCUUUAAUGUCUCUGAACGAUCCUCUCUGGAUUUAAACCCACAACUCUUUGUAUUGAUUCCACUCAAGAGCCGUAAAGUGAGCUUUUCUAAACAAAGUGCACUCGCAGUCAUAUCACAGAGGAGAGGAAACAGUUUGGACACUGACGCAUAACAAACUCAUGAAAUUGUUGCCCAACCAUGUAGUUUUCUAGUUUUCUAAACUCAGGUGCAGAAUACUCACAGAUACCGACCAGUACUCCCCAUCAUUCGCUUGAUUGUCUGAAUCAAGCAUCUCAUGUCAGCUCCAGUGAAACGGGUCGGCGUCGUAAAGGCAGCAGGAGAUAAAAGGUCCCAGCUCUGCUUCAGUAAAUCCUCUCAACCUGUGCUUCGACUCGCUGACUAACUCGAGCCGUGCUGAGGCGGCGCUCUAAAACGAGGAGGAAAUGGAAAACGGACUCUGGUGAAGCGAUGGAGCUUCCUGGGACGUGGCAUUGGGAUAAAGGUAGAACAUGAAGUAGACGGGGGGAGUCCUACAUACAUGCUGCUUGAGUGUUGCUUUGUCGUUCUGUGUGUGUUUAUUUUGUGUGCUUUUAUUUUGUCACGGCUCCACUGGGUGGCCAUGUUUUGUUUUGUUUUUUGAGUUUUACAGAGAAGGUGACAUUCUGUCUUGCUGCUCCUUCAAUCAACGCUAAGAAUGCAAAA
Salarias fasciatus (jewelled blenny) is the source of this 3960-nucleotide messenger RNA. RefSeq names its product cytochrome P450, family 26, subfamily b, polypeptide 1 (gene cyp26b1). Gene Ontology annotation, biological process: sterol metabolic process. The transcript has 7 exons. Bases 939 to 2477 code for a protein of 512 amino acids. The record is from RefSeq and is a predicted model, not a curated record. NCBI's taxonomy places the organism in Eukaryota, Metazoa, Chordata, Actinopteri, Blenniiformes, Blenniidae. Gene Ontology annotation, molecular function: heme binding; oxidoreductase activity, acting on paired donors, with incorporation or reduction of molecular oxygen; monooxygenase activity.